Molecule: messenger RNA, 2029 nt
Organism: Ruditapes philippinarum (Manila clam)
Lineage: Eukaryota; Metazoa; Mollusca; Bivalvia; Venerida; Veneridae
Exons: 14
Coding region: 146-2029 (627 amino acids)
Source: RefSeq, a predicted model, not a curated record
AAUGAAACGCAACGAAGACUUUUGCAUGCCUCAGUGAAGCGAAAAUUUGUGCAACACCCAACAUCAAAUUUGGCUGGGUAGAUCGUUGAAUUAAUAGUUUCAGACAAAUUCACAGGCAAUAGGACUGGCUAUUUCGCAGUUGAAGAUGUUUUGGAUUGUUGCAAUAAGCGUAUGUCUCUGCACAGCGCAUGCGUGUGAGUAUGGCCGAGAAAGUGGCUUGUUUAGAAACACAUUUACGAGCACUUUAGGAACAAAUAAUGUUGAAGCUGACACGGACACGGAUUCAAAUCCAGCUUUUGGUCAAAGCAAGGUAGUAACGUUUGCCAACCCGUUUAGGAUAUUUUCAGACACCGAUCAGACAAGCGUAACGAUUUAUGACAAUGGUAUGAUGCUGUUUUCAAGUACUGGCAUCCCUACCACCGCGUACGAUGGAACUUCAGACGUGUUUGGCAUUCUCAGCCAAGCGUUUGCAACACCACUUUGGUUCAAGCAGGAAACCGGUUUAGAGUACAAAUUUACAUACAAACAUCUAACGGCGGCUUCUAUGGUAGACGCUGGUGAUAAAGCUAUUGGGCAAUCUAAGUGCGACUUACAGAGAAUUGCAAACAUAAUUGGCGACUGUAAGGCGGAUGGAUACAGGGAUUCACUGUCGGACGUGAAAGAAGCUCUUAUUGUCACGUGGUCAAUAACUCAAACCACUACUACAUACUACUUUCAAGGAAUUCUUGCUGUCAACGAAGCUAGCGAGACCCAUAUAAUAUUUCUUUAUAAUGAUCCGGCUGGAAUUCCCACGGGAGCUACACAAUACUCAACGGGUUACAUAUCUGGUCAGUCGGUGUCUGCACCUACAAAUAACGCUGGAGUAUGCCCUUAUACGUCAACGACCAUUGCAAGCGGAUCAAAAUUACAUACUCAGUCGAACUGCAGAUGUGGCGGACACACAGGAGGAAUCUAUUCCUUUAUGACCAAUAAAGCGGCAGACGUGUGUGGUAAAAGCAAAGCCGACUUUACCGCCGAAUGUAAUAAAGAUAUUCAAACAGAUAACACUAUGAAUUUCAAUAUGGCGUGUCGACCUCCACGUAAUCCUCAAGACACGUGUCUAGAGUUGGUAUAUUGUAGGGACACUGACUCUGGAUACGAAGUUAACGUUAACUUGUUGCAUGCACCUCAUAAAACUAACACUGCCAUGAAAUUUCUAGACCAGACUCAGUUUGCUGCUAACACAGUGUCAGAAAGUACGAAUCCUGUGUGUGCGCAAACAUUUUCGUUAAUAACCGGAACCACCGACAACUACAAGGCUGUAGUCACUAACAGUAAUCCCACUACUUGUGACUGGACUUAUACCGCAGGUCCGCCUGCCACACUCCAGUUUGUGGUAAGAGUGUAUGACUCAACAGAGGCAGACUUAGAGAGAGCCGGUGAUGUUUACCUCAAAGCCACGUGCAACGUGUUGCCAAAGGAGACCAUUGUUAAUGUGGAUACCAAUGGCGUUGUAGAAUAUAACGUGAUUAAAGCGUCGAGCCGGUAUGUUGAGAUGUUUAUCAGCAAUUCACGUUACUACAAGGCUUCUGUUAAGUCGAAGAUUCCCAACGGAGAUAAGGUGUUUCUAGGUCAAGAUCUCUUCCUUGGUGUCGCUCUGGACUACGGUACCACUAAGCCAAUAGAUAAAGUACAUGCAUAUGGACUCUACGCGUAUGAUUGCGAGGCGUCGAAUAAUGCUGCUUUUUCUUCAACUGGUACAAACAGAGUGAUUCGAUUAACAGAUGCAUCAACUGGAUGCAGAGCAGGGACAUUGCAGAGUGGCAAAGCAUUUUAUUUGUCAGAAGAAUUUAAAGUAGCCUCAAAAGACGGAGCAGACGCUCUCGGUAUAAUCUCGGACACCACCACGGGAACCUAUAAUUUUGUACAGUUAUCAGGGAAGUUUGACGCAGCUAAAUGGCUGGUAGGGGGAAAUGAUCACGUGUACUUCAGAUGUAAGGUCAAGUUUUGCCGAAACCAAGACUUUAAAACAUCGUCAAAAUGCUGGUAA